This is a messenger RNA of Fusarium graminearum PH-1, 2334 nucleotides long. RefSeq lists its product as uncharacterized. The record is from RefSeq and is a predicted model, not a curated record. The coding region runs from base 1 to 2334 and encodes 777 amino acids. Gene Ontology annotation, biological process: regulation of DNA-templated transcription; peptidyl-arginine N-methylation. NCBI's taxonomy places the organism in Eukaryota, Fungi, Ascomycota, Sordariomycetes, Hypocreales, Nectriaceae. Gene Ontology annotation, cellular component: cytosol; nucleus. The transcript is spliced from 4 exons.
AUGUCUGAUGGUUUCGGCCUUCAGCGACCCAACUUCCAUAUUGGAUACCACAACUCGAACAGCAAUGAGCCCCUCACUGAUAUACAGUAUGGCCAUCUGCUCAACCAUGGUCUGGCCUUUGUAACGACUCCCAUCACAAACACUCACUUCCGAGACCGCGUCUUUGCGCUAGUGUCUGAGCAUCUUUCUACCCUCUCCAGCAAUGGCGAGAAGCCGACCACUACGGCGACUGGCUCACGGGCAGAGCCCAUUUUGCCCCCUCUGACUACUAAGGACACAGGCCUGUUUCCUUGCGCUGCUGUCAACACUUAUACUGCAGUUAUCAGCCCCUGGAUCGACCUUGGCUCUUCUAAUCCCAUCAUCUCCAGCAUCUCUCGCCAAGUACUCAACGUUGAGAUUAACUACGCCAACUUCUGUGGUGUUCGUAGCAUUAUCAUCCCCGGACCUCGACAGGAUGCUUCUAUUGAUGGCGGAAACCAGAGUCUCGCCCAGUACUCUCGUGCUGUCGAGGAAGCUCUUACCGUUGGCAACCGCCUCACCUUUCUGGUCCAAAUGCCCAUGUACCGAGAACCUGGACAAGAGUCAAAAGAAGUCAACAUCUCUUCGCUUGAUGUGAAGACUCCUACCAAAACCGAAGGGAAGGAGAUUGACCUUUUAGCUGCGUGGGAUUCAUGGCACCACGUCCGCAGUGUUUGCAACUACAACACUAGACUCUUUGUCUCUUUGGAGAUCCCUCGUGUGAUGCCCGAGAAAGCCCUGCAGGACCGUUGGUUCGCAGAACCUCUGCACUACCUCACUUUCAGCCCAUCCACUUUUCAAGCCAACAAGGCUGGUUUCCCUUCGCUGUCCAAGCACCACCAGAAUCUCAUCUUCUCGUACAUGAGAUUGAAGAAUGUACCAUGGAUCCUUCUUUGUGACGUUGGUCCUGACGUCUCUCACCUCAAUGAGAGCCCUCAAGCUCCGCCUACUUCCCAGGUCGAGUUUCCCAGCCUCUCUGAAGCAGAGACACAGAAUCAGUUGCCCAAGGGACAAGCUUCCCAAGUCAAGACCAACGACUAUAUCUCCUACCUUCGAUGGCUCGAAGACCAGCAGCCUCCAUUCACCUACCUUGAGAGUCCUACCCUGACCAGCUUCCAGGACUGGCUGCAAUCACCUCUCCAACCCCUGUCCGACAAUCUUGAGUCAGCUACGUACGAGGUUUUCGAAGGAGAUCCAGUCAAGUACAGUCAGUACGAGAUUGCUGUGUUCGAGGCCCUCACAGAGUGGAAGGAGCUGAAGAAGCCUCUCUCCAAGGAGGGCAAGGUUGUUGUUGCGGUUGCUGGUUCGGGUCGUGGCCCAUUGGUCACUCGGGCUCUUAAGGCAUCUGAAGAUGCUGGAGUGCCGAUUGACAUGUGGGCGGUUGAAAAGAACCCCAACGCAUAUGUCUAUCUUUUGCGCCAAAACGAGCUUGUCUGGGGCGGCAAGGUCAGGGUUGUCAAGACUGAUAUGCGUGCUUGGAAGGGCCCUGUCGUCUCUGAAGACGAGAAUGGACCUGUGUAUGGCAAGGUUGAUAUCCUCAUCUCCGAACUGCUCGGGUCUUUUGGAGAUAACGAGCUGUCGCCUGAGUGUCUCGAUGGUAUCCAGCACGUCAUGUCCACCCCUCAUGGUAUUUCAAUCCCCAGCAGCUACACCGCCCACAUGAGUCCUAUCUCAACACCCAAGAUUCAUGGCGAUAUUCUCUCGCGGGUACCUGGGGAUCCCCAUGCCUUCGAGACUCCUUGGGUUGUCCGGCUUUUCGCUCUCGAUUUCGUCGCCGAGCGAGUGCCCAACAAGCCCCGAUUCCAAGAGGCUUGGGAGUUCUCGCACCCUAUUCCUGAAUCAUCGCUCGCUGCUCUCGAAGCAAAGCGGUCAGGUGGUGUUGUCGGAGGCGGCGGUGGUAGCAUGGCCGGUGCUGCUGGCGCCAACGAUCACAACUCGCGGUAUUGCCAUCUCACGUUCGUCUGCCGAACAAGGGGCGUCACCCAUGGUUUGGCCGGGUACUUUGAGUCAACGUUGUAUGAGUCUCAAAUCCCCGACAACAAGGGCGCAAAGAUUGAGAUUAGCACACACCCCGAACGUAUUGAUGACAAGAGCAAGGAUAUGAUCUCUUGGUUCCCUAUCUUCUUCCCCCUCAAGAAACCCCUUUACUUCCCAGCUGAUACCGAGCUCGAGGUCAGCAUGUGGCGUCAAACAGACGAUACCAAGGUGUGGUAUGAGUGGCUCGUGGAGGCCUACACAUGGGUUGGAGCGUCUACGCGCGUCAAGGUUGCUUCAUCAGAUUUGUGCAGCAGUCGCCAGGUCGCGUGUCUGAUGUAA